Molecule: messenger RNA, 832 nt
Organism: Dermochelys coriacea (leatherback sea turtle)
Lineage: Eukaryota; Metazoa; Chordata; Testudines; Dermochelyidae
Gene: CIAO2B
Product: cytosolic iron-sulfur assembly component 2B
Exons: 5
Coding region: 1-492 (163 amino acids)
Biological process (GO): iron-sulfur cluster assembly
Cellular component (GO): cytosolic [4Fe-4S] assembly targeting complex
Source: RefSeq, a predicted model, not a curated record
AUGGUGGGGCCCGGCCCCGGCGGGGGGAGCCCCCUGGAGAACGCGAACCCCCUGAUUUAUCGACGCUCGGGGGAGCGGCCCGUCACGGCGCGCGAAGAGGACGAUGAGCUGCCCGACUCCAUCGACGACCGGGAGAUCUUCGAUCUUAUUCGUUCAAUUAAUGACCCAGAACAUCCCCUUACUUUGGAAGAGCUGAAUGUUGUUGAACAAGUUAGAGUUAACGUGAGUGAUGCUGAAAGCACAGUAGUGGUGGAGUUUACUCCCACAAUUCCUCACUGCAGCAUGGCAACGUUAAUUGGCCUAUCAAUAAAAGUAAAGUUGAUCAGAUCACUACCUGAAAGGUUUAAGGUGGAUGUUCACAUAACACCAGGAACCCAUGCCUCUGAGCAUGCAGUUAAUAAACAACUUGCUGACAAAGAACGAGUAGCAGCUGCUUUGGAGAAUUCUCAUUUGCUGGAAGUGGUGAACCAGUGUUUGUCUGCUCGAUCAUAAUUGCCUGAUGAAGAAAUCUUUGUUUUUCUGGUGUGUUAAGAUAAUCUUAUACAUAAACGGGGUUUCUAGUAUGUAGUUGUAUAUGUUUCUGUGGGCAAAAUAAAGCUACUAAAAUAUAUAUUUUAAAAAAAUGACUGCUCCACUGUUACAAGAGUUAACGUGGAAAUUAACGUAGUAAUGGUGCAGCCAAGAUAGUAAUAAAUUAAGAUGACAGUUUUAUUUUGGAAUAGGGAAUUUAACAUUUAUAAUUUAUAUUUUAAGUCAUCACCUGUAACAGUGUCACUUCUCCUUAGAGAGAAGGAACUCCUAUCUUAAAAUAAAGAUUUGCUUUGACCAGUCA